Molecule: messenger RNA, 837 nt
Organism: Diorhabda carinulata
Lineage: Eukaryota; Metazoa; Arthropoda; Insecta; Coleoptera; Chrysomelidae
Exons: 2
Coding region: 1-837 (278 amino acids)
Source: RefSeq, a predicted model, not a curated record
AUGUUCACAAGAACAGCCAAACAAUCAAAAGCUGCUACGAUGGCGUCAUUUAAAAUAUCUCAUAUAUUGGCGAAACACAAGAAACCAUUCGAAGAUGGAUCGGUGGUGAAGGAAGCAUUUAUUGAAGCGGGUGAGACUUUAUUUGGAGAUUUUAAAAAUAAAACAGAAAUCAUGUCUGCUAUUAGAGAACUUCAGUUAUCUCGCCCGACUGUCACAAGGCGUAUUGAAGUCAUGAGUCAGGACAUCGCAGAUAAACUAAAACAUGAUAUCAUGGAAUGUACAUACUUUUCUUUACAGUUCGGCGAAUCCACCGAUAUGACAGACACUGCCCAGCUGUUGUGCAUUACAACCGAUGGAGCACCAGCAAUGACUGGAAACAAAAACGGUUUUGUGGCAUUGUGUCGAGCUAAUGAAGAAUUCCCUUCAUUUUUUUCAUUCCAUUGCAUUAUACAUCAACAAAUUUUGUGGUUUCAAGAAUUAUUGCCCGAAAUAACAGCUUUUCUAGACGAAAGAGGUGAUGACACUCAGAUUUUGAAAAACGAAAAAUGGCUGACUGAUUUGGCAUUUUUGACUGACAUCACAAUGCACUUAAACAUCGUUAACUUGGAGCUUCAAGGUAAAGGAAAAACUAUUAUUGAGAUGAUUAGCGCAGUAAACGCAUUCAAAAGUAAAUUGCAACUUAUGAUAGAUCAACUGAAAAGAAAGGAUCUGAAACAUUUUCCGUCUUUGAAAGCAAGGAUUCCUCAGUUUAAUUAUGAUACGUAUGAGGCUGAAAUAUCAAAUAUUUUGGGACAAUUCGAAAUGCGUUUUUAUGAUUGCAGAAAUUGGAAAAUAUAG